AUGGCCAGCGAGGAGGAGAAUGCGGCGGUCGACCCCAUCGUGAUCGACAUCGGUUCGGGGACGGUCAAGGCCGGGAUCUCAGGCUAUGAGCAGCACCAGCUGAUCAUGCGCACGCUGGUUGCGCGCGAGGCCGGCGCCCCGAAGCUGCUGGUUGGCGGCGACCUCAACAAGGCCGAGGCCAGCAGCGACGUGCACGUCAAGCCCCCGGUCGACGCCGGCGAAAUCGUCAACUUCGAGGACGUCGAGGAGAUCAUCAAGUACUGCAUCAAGAUGCUCAAGUGCGAGCCCGAGGAAACGCCCGUGCUGGUUCUGGAGAGCCCGACGUGCUCCAAGGCCGAGCGGGCGGCCUUGGCGCGCAUCCUCUUGGAGAAGCUGGGCGUGCCGAAGAUCCUGACGUCCUCGUCGGGCAAGCUCGCGCUCUUCGGCGCCGGCGCCAUGACAGGCGUCGUCGUGUCCGUGGGCCACGGCGUCACGCACGUCACUCCGGUGCUCGACGGCAACGUCGUGGUCGACGCGGUGCAGCGGCUGCCCCUCGGCGGGCGCGACAUCACCCUGCAGAUCCAGGAGGCCCACGGCGGCGACGAGAUGCCCUUCCACGUGGCGAACCGCGUCAAGGAGCACGUCGCGUACGUCGCGGACGACUUCGAGGAGGAGUCGGGGAAGGAGUUCGAGGAGCGCGCGCUCCUCAACCUCGAGCACGAGGAGGACGGCAUCAUCAAGUACGGGCCGGAGUGCUUCCGCGCGCCGGAGAUCCUCUUCGACCCCUCGCUCGCGGGGCUCGAUGCGCGCGGCGUCCACGAGCUGGUCUUCGAGGCCAUCCGGAAGUGUCCCGCGGAACGCCGUGCGGAGCUGUACAGCGCGAUCCUGCUGACCGGCGGCACCACGCUGCUGAAGAACUUCCCGGAGCGGCUCCAGAUGGAAGUCAGGAAUCUGGCGCCCGAGGGUUCCGCCGAGGACGUGGCCGUCGUCGCGCCGGAUGACAGGCAGCACAGUGCGUGGGUGGGCGGCUCGGUGCUCUGCGGGCUCGGCUCCGUUGCGAGCGCCUGGCUGACGAAGGAAGAGUACGACGCAGACGGCGAGGCCGCGGUCGAGCAGAAGCUCCCGUUCUGA
This is a messenger RNA of Pedinophyceae sp. YPF-701, 1110 nucleotides long. Lineage: Eukaryota; Viridiplantae; Chlorophyta; Pedinophyceae. The record is from the annotation of a GenBank genome assembly.